Molecule: messenger RNA, 1439 nt
Organism: Juglans microcarpa x Juglans regia
Lineage: Eukaryota; Viridiplantae; Streptophyta; Magnoliopsida; Fagales; Juglandaceae
Product: eukaryotic translation initiation factor 3 subunit F-like
Exons: 6
Coding region: 163-1020 (285 amino acids)
Biological process (GO): translational initiation
Cellular component (GO): eukaryotic translation initiation factor 3 complex, eIF3m
Molecular function (GO): translation initiation factor binding; translation initiation factor activity; metallopeptidase activity
Source: RefSeq, a predicted model, not a curated record
GUAGCACCGCUCGUGGCCCAACAAUAACCGAACGGUGUUCUGUGUUUAGCACCAAAUUCCAAUCUUUUCUUUUCUCAACGUCUCGGCACUCUCCGCAAGCCCUAGCUCCCGCUGUGCACAGUUGGCGUGCCCAACCGAACCCAGACAAUCCGAGCGCUGAGAAUGGCGACGAGUGAGCACACAGUGCUGCAGUUCACACCGUCUUCGGCGAGUUUUUCGGCGAGGGUUCACCCUCUAGUUAUCUUCAACAUCUGCGAUUGCUACGUGAGGCGUCCUGACCAAGCCGAGCGUGUAAUCGGUACCCUCCUUGGCUCGGUCUCUUCCGACGGCACGGUUGAAAUCCGCAACUCCUAUGCCGUUCCACACAACGAGUCCUCCGACCAGGUUGCUUUGGAUAUCGAGUACCAUCACAAUAUCCUAGCAUCGCACCAAAAAGUGAAUCCGAAGGAAGUCAUUGUUGGAUGGUAUUCAACUGGUCUUGGUGUCACUGGUGGUAGUGCACUCAUACACGAGUUUUAUUCUAGAGAAGUUCCCAAUCCUGUUCAUCUGACUGUUGACACAGGAUUCAGGAAUGGACAGGGAACAAUCAAAGCGUAUGUUUCUUUCAUUUUGUCUCUUGGAGACCGGCAUCUUGCUGCGCAAUUCCAGGAAAUUCCUCUUGAUCUUCGUAUGGUUGAAGCUGAACGAGUUGGAUUUGAUAUCGUAAAGUCAAGAACGGUUGACAAACUCCCAAAUGAUUUAGAAGGGAUGGAAGCUUCAAUGGAAAGGCUAUUAGCUUUAAUUGAUGAUGUCCACAAAUAUGUUGACAAUGUUAUGGAUGGGCAUGUAGCUCCAGAUAACAGUAUAGGGAGAUUUUUAUCAGAAACUGUAUCGUCCCUUCCCAAACUGUCACCAUCAGCUUUGGAUAAACUUGUAAAUAACAGUCUACAGGACAAUUUUCUCUUGCUCUAUUUGUCAAGCAUCACCAGGACGCAGCUCAGCUUAGCCGAAAAGUUGAACACAGCUGCUCAGAUUUUGUAGUGCGAAUCUGUCUGAAGGAACCCAUGUGCCAAGAAAAUUUAAUUUACCAAGUGUUCCGUACGUGAUGUAUGGCAACUUUGAAGUUGCUGACUUUUUAUUCGGAGAGAGUCAUGAUAUGUUGCAUGAUUUUGAAUAGGCGGGGUAUCAUUGAUUUGAGGAAAGAAGAGUCCUUUUGCGGCGGUUGAAUUAUAUCUGGAGCAAAUUUUUGUGGUCGAGAUCAAGUACUAUUGUUUCUUUUCUGGUAUAAGAAUGCUCCCGAGAUUUUCUUUAAUUUUUUUUUCGCUGGGUUUAUUAAUAUUAGUAAGUUUCUUAGAAUGUUAAAUGUGGAUAGGACUAUUUCCACAAAACCACUCAAAUCUAUGAUUCUAUCGUACAUGUACAGUUGCUUUCCUGCAGUUAACGAGAAACCUAGUCACGUA